Messenger RNA from Neomonachus schauinslandi (Hawaiian monk seal), 1293 nucleotides. Its product is annotated as zinc finger protein 664-like. The record is from RefSeq and is a predicted model, not a curated record. Lineage: Eukaryota; Metazoa; Chordata; Mammalia; Carnivora; Phocidae.
AUGACAUUAGGCAUGAAGCAGGAACUUUGUGAAGAAGCAGAACCAUGUAGGAAGGGGUCUGAUGAACAUGAUGGAACUCUGUCUCAGCAUGCCAAAUGCACAGGAGACAGUGAGCCUAAUGGAAGUUUGGAAACGCAGGAUGGGGGUGCCACAGAAUGUGGAAGGGCCUUCAUCAGACAUGCAGAACUUACCCAGCACCAGGGGCUUCGCAGCAUGGAAAGGCUUAUCACUGUAAAGAGUGUGGCAAAAGUUUCAGUCAGAAAGCAGGCCUCUUCCAACAUCUCAAAAUCCACACUAGAGAAAAGCCAUAUCGGUGUACUUUCAGACCUCACUGAACAUCAGCGAUUCCACAGCAAAGAGAAACCUUACAAAUGUAAUGAGUGUGGGAAAACCUUCAGGCAAUGUUCACAACUUACUGAGCAUCAGCAAAUUCACAGUGAAGAAAAACCCUAUAAAUGUAAAGUGUGUGGAAAAGCCUUCACUCAGUAUGCAGGACUUAACCAGUACCAGAGAAUCUAUACCGGAGAGAAACCUUUUGAAUGUCCUGUAUGUGGACGAGCCUUUAGCUGGAGCUCAGAACUCAUAAUCCAUCACAGAACCCACGCGGGGGGAAAACCCUAUGAGUGUGCCGAGUGUGGAAAAGCCUUUAGCAUGAGCUCAACCCUGAUCAUACAUCAAACAAGUCACACUGGAGAGAAAAAAUAUAAGUGUGACGAGUGUGGAAAGACCUUUACUCGGUCAACUGGCCUGCGGAACCAUAAAAGAAUCCACACUGGGGAUAAAACCUACCAGUGUUCUGAAUGUGGGAAGAGCUUUGCCCAGAGCUCAGGCCUUGUUCGCCAUCACAGAAUCCACACUGGGGAGAGACCCUAUGAGUGUAGUGAGUGUGGGAAGACCUUUAGUCGGAGCUCUGGUCUUUUCAAUCACCGAGGGAUCCACAACCUGCAGAAACGGUCCCGCUGUGCGGAGUGCGGGAAGGCCUUCAGUCAGAGUGCGGGUCUGAUCCCGCAUCAGAGAACCCACAGGGGAGAGAGGCCCCAUCGGUGCGGCCAGUGCGAGAAGAGCUACAGUCGGCGUCCGUUCCUCGUCGAGCACCCGAGGGGCCACACGGGGGAGCGGCCGCAAUGCACCAAGUGUGGGAAGAGCUUCAGCCGCCACAGCAGCCUCAUCCGCCAUCAGAAGACCCACACGGCGGCCGGUUUCCCGGACCACUGGCCAAGUCCCCGGGGGAGGCUAAGGCGAGAAAACGUCUUUCUUCACGUCCCACUAGGUGCGUUUUGGGACAAGUUCUGA